This is a messenger RNA of Trichoderma aggressivum f. europaeum, 594 nucleotides long. RefSeq lists its product as uncharacterized. The record is from RefSeq and is a predicted model, not a curated record. Bases 1 to 594 code for a protein of 197 amino acids. Lineage: Eukaryota; Fungi; Ascomycota; Sordariomycetes; Hypocreales; Hypocreaceae. The transcript has a single exon.
AUGGCUCCAAAGACCAACAUUGUUGGGGAACUCGUAUACACGAGCCUCAGCGUUCCCCCUAAACAGUACCAAGAUGUAUACCGCAACACUCUAGAGCCUAUUCUCUUAGCUCGACCAGGUUUGAUCUUGGCCAUGGCUGGCGUCGUCACUACAAGCACGGAUAAACCCAGUUCCACAAUGGUUUCGUUAGUAAACUGGGAGAGUGUGGAUGCCCAUGUAGCGUUCAUCGCGGGUCCAGCAGCAAAACCCUUUUUCGAAGCUUCCACGCCUUUAAUGAGUGCAGCACCUACCGUCGAGCAUUACGGAAUUAAUGUCCUGGGAACUCCUGCAGUUGAGUGCCGGUACACACGUUUGUUGAAAGCCACCGAUGAGAGCGAUAAGGAGCUCUUGGCAAAGGUUCACGAGAAGCAUGUGGCUACUGAGGGCGCAGGCAUGGCGGCAAUUAGCAACUGUGCGGAGGAUGCAUCGUUGAAAACACUGAUACUGUUCAGCAACUCUGACAAGUUUGAUGCGGCAGCUGGUGUCUCGAAUGACAGCACAAGCAUCAAGUCUUUUACAAUCAAGUGGUAUGCAAGAGGGGUGAAGGGCGAAUAA